AUGCCCAACAGCAGCUCCAUCAGCGAGUUCCUCCUCCUGGCGUUGGCAGACACGCGGCAGCUGCAGCUCCUGCACUUCUGGCUCUUGCUGGGCAUCUACCUGGCUGCCCUCCUGGGCAACGGCCUCAUCAGCACAGCCGUAGCCUGCGACCACCGCCUGCACACCCCCAUGUACUUCUUCCUCCUCAACCUCGCCCUCCUCGACCUGGGCUGCAUCUCCACCACUCUCCCCAAAGCCAUGGCCAAUGCCCUCUGGCACACCAGGGCCAUCUCCUACGCAGGAUGUGCUGCACAGACAUUUCUGUUUGUCUUCUUCAUCUCGGCAGAAUAUUUCCUUCUCACUGUGAUGUCCUAUGACCGCUACGUUGCCAUCUGCAAGCCCCUGCACUACGGGACCCUGCUGGGCAGCAGAGCUUGUGCCACCAUGGCAGCAGCUGCCUGGGGCAAUGGGCUUCUCUAUUCCCUGCUGCACACUGCCAAUACAUUUUCCCUGCCUCUGUGCCAAGGCAAUGCUGUAGAUCAGUUCUUCUGUGAAAUCCCCCAUAUCCUCAAGCUCUCCUGCUCAGAUGCCUACCUCAGAGAAAUUUGGCUUCUUGGGGUCAGUGCUUCUUUAGUAUCUGCGUGUUUUGUUUUCAUUGUUGUGUCCUAUGUGCAGAUCUUCAGGGCCGUGCUGAGGAUGCCUUCUGAGCAGGGACGGCAUAAAGCCUUCUCCACGUGCCUCCCUCAUCUGGCCGUGGUCUCCCUGUUUGUCAGCACUGGUAUGGUUGCCUAUUUGAAGCCCCCCUCUGUCUCCUCCCCCUCUCUGGAUCUGUUGGUUUCAUUUCUGUACUCUGUGGUGCCUCCAGCACUGAACCCCCUCAUCUACAGCCUGAGAAACAAGGAGCUCGUGAGUUCAGUUAGGAAAGUCAUUUCACGAAUGUUUCUGUACUGUGAUAAGUCGGCUCUCUGCUUCCAGAAUUAUUAG
Gallus gallus (chicken) is the source of this 963-nucleotide messenger RNA. RefSeq names its product olfactory receptor 14C36-like. NCBI's taxonomy places the organism in Eukaryota, Metazoa, Chordata, Aves, Galliformes, Phasianidae. Gene Ontology annotation, biological process: G protein-coupled receptor signaling pathway. The record is from RefSeq and is a predicted model, not a curated record. The transcript has a single exon. Gene Ontology annotation, molecular function: G protein-coupled receptor activity; olfactory receptor activity. The coding region runs from base 1 to 963 and encodes 320 amino acids. Gene Ontology annotation, cellular component: membrane.